Messenger RNA from Micropterus dolomieu (smallmouth bass), 1578 nucleotides. RefSeq names its product SLAM family member 9. Lineage: Eukaryota; Metazoa; Chordata; Actinopteri; Centrarchiformes; Centrarchidae. The transcript has 6 exons. The record is from RefSeq and is a predicted model, not a curated record. Bases 77 to 1279 code for a protein of 400 amino acids.
AGUGAUCAAUUUUCUGUCACAUAUUACAGAAUUUCCAUGGUGCUUUUUUCAGAUAAAAAGUCUGGCUGUAGUUUCCAUGAGUUCGAAAUCCCCACUGACGACAUCUCAGCAGACUAGUUCACACUGCGUGCAAAGAAUUUUGAGUGGAUUGAAAAUGCUUCUACUUCUGAGUUGCUGGAUUAUUGCAGGGGUUACAGCAGAUGACCCACCAACGAUGCAUUACCGGGUGAAAAACAGCUCAUUAUGUCUACAAGUUGGAAAAUCACCACCAUUUCGAGGUUAUCAGUGGAUUUUUGAUGAUAAAUUUAUUGUUAUUGAUAACAACAACAUCACACCCAGGUACAAAGACAAAGUGGAUUAUGAUCCAGGGAGCCACUCCUUGUGUAUCAAGAACCUCACAGAGACUGACAGUGGCACCUAUAAAGUCACUAUCACUGAUUCUGACUUUCAUUUAUUUACUGAGACCCACACACUAAUUGUUGAAGAAACUGUUUCCAGACCUGUCAUCAGGAUGAAGGUGCUGCGCUCUAACAAAUCUGCUGGAUUCUGCAACAUCACAGUCAACUGCUCCGUCCAGGGUGACUGGGCGUGGUCUGUGUGUAAUGGAGUCAGUUGCAGAACAUCUCUGAUAUCAUUCGUGAAAGUCAACAUCACCAUCUCCUCUGACAACAGAACUGUUGUCUGCAGUGGACACAACCAUGUCAGCACAAGCAAUGCUUCUGAAAGCAUGGAGGCAAUGUGCUUUAAUAAAACGAAUCCUGAACAUAAAGAGGCAACACAACCAACCACUGUAAUAGUAAUAGUAAUAGCUAUUGCAGUGUUUAUACUCCUCUUAACAUUUAUAUUCUUUGUAAUGACGGGGCUCUGCUCAUCAGAAUAUCAUCACCGUCAGGCACAGACGUCUAUAACUCAGUUAACACAAAGCCAGCCAUUUGAGGCAGAGCCACGCCCUGUGACCAGGGGCUCUACCUCUUCUUCUGGUCAGUCUGAGGCCUCUUAUGAAAACGUGGAAGCCACACAUCGCUGCCCAACCAUCAGCCAAAGAUUAUCAAGAGAGGAACUGGGGUCAGAGCAAAGUCCGAAAGUAGAUUCUGUCUACUGCGUUUUAGAGGUACCAAAUCUGACUGCCUCUCACAGAAAGAGUGACAGCAGUAAAGACACAAAAGGACACAAGAAGAUCCAAGAGGCAUCGGCUUCACAGUCAGCCACCUUGGAUGAAGCACAACGCCCCACACAAAUUGACACGGUCUACAGUGUGUUGCAAAAGCCAAAAAUCUGAAGUCACAGCACCACCAACAGGUCAAACAAGCUAUUCACAAGCCAAAGAGAUGAACAUGACAAAUGAAAGAAAAAGAGCCUUUAACCCAGGACAGACAGAUGAACAUUCAUGCAGUAUUUUGUUUAGACUGGAUGACCCAUCUUUAUGGAUUAUGCAGUUAUUUGGUACAGUGUUUUGGUAUUGUGGUGUUAGUUUUCUUUUUAUUCCUUUUUAUACAAUUUAUUCUUUACUUUUUAUUAUCAUGAGCAUUUAUGUUAACAGUAACACAUACAUGAUUACUUGAUACAGUUUUUAUUUAU